GCACAGCCUGUGUCAUCAUGAUGUUGGUCUAUAAUGGAUGCAUGAAUCAUUAUUGCUAAUCGCUGAUUAUGUAAGGUAAAAAUGGCAGCAUAAAAUACUCCAAACAUUAAUCAGUGGAGCCGCAGAACCAUGGUUGAUUAUACAACACUAGCUGAUAUUUAUCAAGUGGUGCUGGAAUUAUUAUCGGGAAGGGACUCAACACUAGCCCGCCACUCCUGAUCUAAUCUAGCGGGUCGUCAUACAUCAUGGCUGGACAACACUUAUCGACGCCAUUUCUUUUGGCAAUCUCUGUGUUGCUCAUAUUUCAGAUAAGACUUUCAAAUGCUGAGAGAAAUUCAACAAAAAAUGAUGAAUGCGAAGUGAUUGGAGAUGUAUCUCUGCUAGAUGGAUGGAGAACUGGGACACGUCAAGGAGUUGUCUUGAUCUGUUUUGACAAUGACGGUACCCUCGAGUGGGGAGUUAUCUGUACCAGCUACACCUGGGACGAUUUUAAUGCAAAGGUAGUGUGUGGUCAGCUUGGCUAUGGGGGUUCAUCCAAAGCCGUUAUAACCGCAGAGAUGGAAUUCCUGGCAGUAUUGACAGCUUUUAAAGAUGUCGCCAUGGACAGCGUCGAAUGUAUCGGUAAUGAGACGAGUUUGCUUGACUGCAAGUAUGACACUAUAUGCCAUAUCAGCGACCUAGCUGGUGUAAAAUGUGAUGAUAAAGGUAACGAUAACAGCGGUGGUGGUGGUGUCGACAAUGGUUUCAACGAUGACCAAUUAAUUGAUCAGUAUGAUGAUAACCAAUUUGAUCAGUAUGAUAACACAUGGGAUUCAGGAGAUGAUAGCAUCCCCACCAGCCGCCCAAAUAAGAUGCCCACCGUCGCUGCUGUUGGAGUCAUCGGUAUGAUCGUCAUUACCAUCUCAGGGAUAGUACGCUGGAUGAAAAGAAGCCAGCUACAGCAAACACUGAAUAACAACAUCCCGAAUACUGUGGAGAACUUCCAAAUGGUGCCCCCUAACUAUCAAGUGGGGCAGCAUCCUCCUCCAGCAGGAAGUGCUUUCCCAAAUUCACAGCAAAUGUACCCUCCUAAUAGUCAGGCUGGACAAAUGAUGCCCCAGUCUUAUCCUUCUCCGUACCAAGGGGCACCUCAGCAACCCCCUCCAGGAGGGACGUUGCCCCUAUCGCAGCCAAACCCUUACCCAGCUGGGGGACCCCCGCAGUAUCCCCCUCCAUCCCAGAAAAAUCCUUACCCAACCGGGGGACCCGCACAGUACCCGCCUCCUUCUGGGAUGAUACCCUCAUCCCAACCAGACCCUUAUCCAGGGGGACCAUCACAGUACCCUCCACCGGGAGGGAUGAUUCCCCUAUCCCAGCAAUAUCCUUACCCAAGUGGGGGACCCCCGCAGUACUCACCUCCCAGUAAUGAGGGUACUGACUUGCCAAACUGUCCACCGCCAUCUUAUGAUGACACAAUCAAAUCAGAACAAGUAAGAGAGUGAACUGAAGUUUAGAUUCUAAGUGCCUGAAGACCGAGACUUCAGAAUAAAGGUUGCUAGCUGCAUGCACUUGUCAUUGAGUUUUUGACUUGUCCACGUUGGCUGAUUUUUGCCGCAAAUGGUGCGAUACCAAAGGUGUUGACAGGCCUUUUGGCGAAAUAAGGACGAGGCAGUUUUUACUAAAGGGCACUUCUAAGAGAGGAACUUGUACGAGAGUAACCAAAGAGCAGACAGGCAAUGGACUACCGGGGCAUAUAGAGACAAUUGCCUAUGGCUUAAUUAAACUCAAUUCAAUUGAUAAUCCCAAUUCACACUCAGGGCAUUUCAAAGCGUUGCACUCAGACACUUGACACUCCUGACGUGGGGCUAUACAUUUUCAAAAUUAAAACAAUUAAUAUUCUAUGAAGGUAAAGUGUUAUGUAAUAUUGAUGUGUGUUUUCUUCUUCAAAGUGGAUUAUCGUGAGAGCAAUCUUUUGUUGGUUGCAUGCUUUAACCAUUAUAAUUCAUACUUUAAAUGGAACACACACACACAUAAUUAUUUUCAAUGUGUUUUUGUUUUAAGAGAUGGUAAAUUUGCAUCGGGGAUAAAGAAUAUUAAUUUUGAUUUUUACCCCUACACCGACGUGUGUAAGCACUGUGUGUUUUUGUUUGUACUAAGUAUUUUAAAUGAAGGGAAUAACUUAUAGUUAUUUUUGGAUUGUUAAAGACUUAAGGCUUGGUAAGAGGCACUGCAGCUGUUGUGUAUAACAUUUUGUGAAAUGAUUCCCUUAUAAGGAAUGUGGUGUUAGAGAAGGGGAUUAGGGGAUGUGUUAGAGAAGGGUUUCCCAGAUAGGGUAUACCAUUAACGGAAUAUUCAUCCUGGUGGUCAUAACCGCUCCAGAUUUUAUUGUCUAUACAUUUUUUUUUAGAAUUAAAACAAUUGAACGGUCCCAAAAACCAAGGUAUACUUUGCCUGUAACCUUUUGAACUUGGUAGUUAUCACAGCUACAAACUAUUCACGGCGACGACGUUCAGUAAUUGUUGUGAAACUUAAUUUGAGGGGUGUUAAUCUAGUUAUCCAGAGGAAUGUGAACUUUGCAUGCCGGAGAGAAGCCCGUUCAGAUAAAAAAUAAAAAUAAACAUACAAUUCAACGGCGCGAUUGUUGAAAGUAAACAUUAAGUUAAAAAUAGGUAUAUUAUGUCUCUAGUUUUGUACGAAGUUUGUAUUAAAACAUUGGGUCAUAAUUUUUUUUAUAGCUAUUUUGUUUUUAUCAUUUUUACACAAUAUUAAUAAUAGAAUAGCCAUGUAAAUCGUGUCAUGUGUCUGAUGGGACAAAUUUAGUUAGGGUAAGAAAUACUUGGUCAUCUGUAAAUCGAAACAGCCUAUCGUAACUGAUAAAUCAAUUACAAACGCAACUUUCCACUUCAUCAAUCAAAGAGACAAUAAAUUGGGUGUAAUCAUAUACCACUAACCAAUUAAAAAACUUAGUUUUUUUUCUUUUAAAAGUUUCCGGCAUGCGAACAAUUAACCCAAUACAAACCACUAAUUGUAAACCAAGGGAGAACGUUCGAUAAAACGCGGCUUUCAUUCAAAUACAAAGGUUGUAAAUAAUUUAUUUCUCAGUUGAUGACAAAAUGUACUUUAAAAUAACAUUGAAUGUUCUCAGUGCAUCUAUAUGUUGAGGCCUUGGCUAAGUGCCCCAUCAGCCGAGUGCACCAAAUGAAAUCUGGACUUUAUUUAUACAAAUUACCAAGUAAAAACUUUCCAUAUUUUUAUAAGCUUUAAAGUUAUUGUUUAUUUUGUUCAAUAUGUCUGUGUUAUGGAUGCAAUAUAAUGUUUGGUUUAUUGUAAAAACAUUAGAAUAUAUAAGCAGUCUAUAGAGACUGAAACAUAUUCAAAUUUGUACUGAUUUAAUGAUAAUACAACUAUAAUUUAGUGUUUGUAGAAACAAACACUAGGUGUUCGGCUAUCGUCGAAAAGAGUGUUGUUACUAUAGAUUGAAAAGCUGUAUUGUAGGGGACAUGUCAUCAGAACAAAAAAACUUUGAUUUCUUGUGCUGCUCAAGCACUUAGGAAGCGGCCGGCGCACAUUUCCAGCGAUUUUCAACCUACUGAAUAACAAAGUGGAUGCAUAUCAGAAAACUGUUUCCAGAAGUGUUCGAGGCAUUGUAAGUAAGCAUGGAGAAGCGGUGCGUGCUUAUCCCAGACGCUUUCAAAAAGCUGUUAUGUGGGAUAUGGAAAACGGUGGGCGCAUUUCCGUGCCGAUUCCAAAGCUGUAUAUGUAUGAGAAAUGAUGGGUACAGAUCAAAGCCGUUUUCAUGCGUUUUAAGUGAGGAAAUUGCAUGCAGUGGUGCACAAUUCAGGCCGUUUCGAGACUCCUUGAAGUUUUGAAUUCGGUCGGUGUAAUUACGCUUGUCGAAAUGAUCUUUAAACAAGAUGUCAGAAAACGUAGGGGAUAAAGAAAUAGCUUAGCUUUUGGCCCAUAUCAUAGGAAUUUGUUUUUACUGAAACAGCAACUUUUGCACAUCGGGGGAAGUGUCCGACCAAAGAGCUACAAGAAAGAGCAAACAUUAUCGACUCGAUCACACAUGGUUCAGGAGAUAUAUCUUUGGUUACCUAUAAGCAUUGAAUUCGCGUGACCUGACAUCUAAUGAUGUCAUGAUAACAAAAAUUAACGAAAAUUAUAAUUAGGUCUCCGUUCUACAAACUGGAGUUUAUUCAAAUUUCAUCUUGCACUGCUGUUUGACAUAAUUAUUCCACUUACUGCAAGUACUGAUUUGUACUUUUCAGAUUGAUAUGCUUGCGAAGAUAAUAAGUUUUUUUGAUGACUUUUAUAUUUAUGAAAACAGAUGUAAACAGUUAAAUGGGGAGCUCACACUGUUUGUAAUGCCAAAAGUUGCACUAAUAGUUGCUAGCUCAUAAAUGACAAUAAAAAACGUCCACACCGGCUGUUGGAACCCUUGAUAAUGCUCCAAACCUGAAUAAUUCACAAAUACAAACUAUGGUGAAAAUUUUAGCAUGUGAUCUUUCAGUGCACCCCAGUUAAAAUCUAGGGACGAAGGCUUGAAUCGUGUGGAUUGAUUGUUCAGACCCUACGUGUAUGUUUGGGAUUUUCCUCUAUAAUGGUUGCCUAUCACAUCUAAAACUGACAUUUCUUAACCACUAACACGAGUAUCUUCAGGUAUAUGGCUCUUGCGAAAAAGAUUUAUAAAGAAAAACUUUACAUGUGGUGGUUGUAUAUUUACAAACUCUAGUUGUUCGGUGUACACAUCAAAACUUAACCCCCUAUCCUAGCCCAAUAUGUUUUAUAAAAUGGGUGGGAUUCGAACCUACAAGGUUUGCACUGCUGGAGCAGAUCUCUUACCGCUGCUAGAGCAGGGCCCAAUUUCAUAGAGCUGCUUCAUGGUCGAUUUUGUGUUUAUUCGGCACACCUAGCAAAUUUUUCAUUUCAUAGCCUUGCUUAAGACAAGUCAACAGGUCAAGAGAAGGUCACCAACUCAACCAUUUUUAUGGAGUACGUAAAGUUCUUUCAUAUGAUGUAAAGAUUGACAAAAUAGCUUAUGUGGUUGUGGAAAUAUAAACUUAUAAAAUACUGACGGGCAUACCGGGGUCGACCCAGGGAAGCUAAUCGAACGCUCCCACGAUGGCAAAAGCGCUGAAAAGGGGUACCAGAAACUAUAGUUUUAUUUGGUCUGAAAAAUGGUGCACCACUUAUGUACCCCUCAAAUAGUUUUGAUGCAUGUUUAUUUGAUUGUGUAAGUCUUGCAUGAAAUUCCAGUGCUUCGUUUGUGAAUAUCACAAGUUCCGAUAUGUUAUACUGUAAUAUAAUAUUUUGUGAUAUGUAACUUGAAACUGGUUUUAGCACUUCAAAGAUCUCCGGUAAUUUCUUAGUGGAACGAUAUGUGUUGAGUGUAUAUUAAAACGGGGAAUGCGUUUUACUUUUGCCAUGUUUGAGCUGUUUUACUGGACACUUAAUAAAUUAUUUAAUUGAACAAUUUUAGUUAGGUCUUAAUUUAUUGUCGGACUAUUGAAAUUGUGGGUCAUGUAAACACUUGAAUCCGAAAUAGGCCUACGUCAUCGGCGUGGGUGCUUUUCACUGUAUUGUGACAACACUUUGAGUACAAAUAUUCCCAACUAAGGUGUAUUUUCAUGCAAUAUUUUUGAAAUGAAGCUAGUAACAUUCCCGAUAAAAGGCUAUAUACAAUUAAAUUCUAAAAUUUUCGGAUCAAAACAACAAAAUCGGAGUUUGUAUUCAAAUAAGAAUAUUGAGUGUUUCAUAACGAAAAUUUUUUAUUAGGUCUCCGUUCUACAAACUGGAGUUAAUUCAAAUUUCAUCUUGCACUGCUGUUUGACAUAAUUAUUCCAUUUACUGCAAGUAAACUGAUUUGUACUUUUCAGAUUGAUAUGCUUGCGAAGAUAAUAAGUUUUUUUAUGACUUUCAUAUUUAUGAAAACAGAUGUAAACAGUUAAAUGGGGAGCUCACAUUGUUUGUAAUGUCAAAAGUUGCACUAAAUAGUUGCUAGCUCAUAAAUGACAAUUAAAAAAACAUCAACACCGGCUGUUGGAACCCUUAAUAAUGCUCCAAACAUGAAUAAUUCACAAAUACAAACUAUGGUGAAAAUUUUAGCAUGUGAUCUUUCAGUGCACCCCAGUUAAAAUCUAGGGACGAAUGCGACGACGUUCAGUAAUUGUUGUGAAAUUUAAUUUGAAGUGUUAAUCUAGUUAUCCAGAGGAAUGUGAACUUUGCACGCCGGAGAGAAGCCCGUUCAGAUAAAAAAUAAAAAUAAACAUUAAAUUCAACGGCGCGAUUGUUGAAAGUAAACAUUAAGUUAAAAAUAGGUAUAUGAUGUCUCUAGUUUUGUACGAAGUUUGUAUUAAAACAUUGGGUCAUAAUU
Messenger RNA from Asterias rubens (European starfish), 6352 nucleotides. RefSeq lists its product as uncharacterized. Lineage: Eukaryota; Metazoa; Echinodermata; Asteroidea; Forcipulatida; Asteriidae. The transcript is spliced from 6 exons. Gene Ontology annotation, cellular component: membrane. The record is from RefSeq and is a predicted model, not a curated record. Bases 246 to 1481 code for a protein of 411 amino acids.